Schistosoma rodhaini is the source of this 3334-nucleotide messenger RNA. NCBI's taxonomy places the organism in Eukaryota, Metazoa, Platyhelminthes, Trematoda, Strigeidida, Schistosomatidae. The record is from the annotation of a GenBank genome assembly.
AUAUAUAUGUGAUUAAAUAAAAAAAGUAAAAAGACAUCAAUAAUUCCGGCAACGCCAACAAAACAACAAGAUUUUCGGGAGCAAAUUACAGUAGUUUUGGAUAUAUCUUACUACGGGGUUCAGUUAUCGUCGAAAAAUCCAAUAAUAAAAAGGAAAAAACAGCCAAAAUAUCAUCUCCAAAAGUAUGACGUCUUAAUACUUGUAUACGCCUAUGAAACUGGAAGGGAUAAUUUUUGAAAAUGUAGAUGUAUUUACACUAAGUACCAGCUGCAGCCGAUGUACAUUCUUCCACAGGAACCCACUUUUAAACCUAGAGGGAACAGUUCACGAACUUUGGUCAGUCGAAGUUUAGCUGGGAAAAAGCAUUCUUGACCAACAGUUCUUAAAUAAAUCUGUUGUUUAAUCAGAAUUUACUCAAAGCACUUUUUAGUUGUAAAACGCUUGACUCCUAUCGGUUUCAUAUUUUCGAUGGUCUAUGCAGUCUAAAUAAUGAAUUCGAGAAUAAAAAGGGACUGUAGUACUAUAAUUUAUUAGACCAUCACUGUCAGGUUGCUUUGUAUACAAACUGGUGGAAACUCAUGCUGAUACGAUAGCCAAGUCCAUCAAAUUUCGCAUUAUUUUAACGAUCGAUGUUUUUCUGGAGAUCCUUUAUUGUCUAUAAACAGGAAAUCAGUAUACUUCAUGACGAAAACCAAGUUUAAUAAGUAGUAAUGAAAGACAAUGUUUUUAAACUAGUAAUCCUCUCGAAUACAUGGGGGUUGGUAAGUUCACAAUACCUCCACUAAUACUAGAUCUUUUAUAUCGCGAAAUUACAGAUGUUGGUUAAGAAAUCUGUCUUGGUGUUUUACGUCCGUUAUUCUGGAUGCUGCGUCUUUGCAUAUUUUGCUUUAAUGUUUGAACUGGGACUUAUGCUGCCAGUUACAACUGCAUAUAAGCUGCUUGUGAAGACUUGUAAUGAUUGACAGAAAAUGUGUUAACUUUUGCUAUAAAUAUCUUGACAAAGUUGUACGUCUUUGUCAACAACCAAAAUUGAGCUUGAAAGCCAGUCCGCCUUACAUUUUGGAUACGAUUCCGGAUAUAUAUGAAAAACUACAAAGAAUAAUUGCAAAUUACGAAGAAAACUAUGAUGCACUCUCGGAAAUAGAAUACUUUCAAAUAUAUAUUUCGACUUUGAUUGAAAAAUCCAAGCAAACUAUUAGUCUUUUCAAAAAUUCCAAAGAGAAAAUUUUCGAUAUCAACUCAGAUGCACGUUUUCGUCUGAUUAAGUUGUCGCUAGUAUAUUCACAUCUGCUUAACGAUUUGGAAGCCCUCUUCCCACGUGAUACUUUCGACUCAAAGGGUUUCCGUAUAACAAAACCUAAUGCAGCUCGAUGGUGGUUGAGCAAUUUUGGGGAUAGUGUAGUUGUUUCUUGGCAAUUAUUCAAGGAUUCGUUAAUUCAAACAUUCAGGAUAGACUCUGAUACUCAACUGUUGGCUCUCCAAACGACCAUAGACAUAACUUGCAAUGACUAUGUAUCUAUUUUUGAGUUCGAUGUAUUUACUAGAUUGUUUCAACCGUGGAACAAUAUACUAGAAACUUGGAAGGCGUUAGCCAUCCUCCAUCCGGGUUACAUGGCGUUCAUGACGUAUGAUCAAGUUAAAGGUGUUCUUAAACGCUACUGCACUCACCCUGGUCCAGGAACAUACAUUUUUCGAUUAUCAUGUACUAAAUUGGGUCAGUGGGCUAUCGGAUAUAUUACACAAGAACUAAAAAUCGUACAAACUAUAAUACAAAACAAAUCCUUGGCACAAGCGUUGGUUGAUGGAGAAAGAGAAGGGUUCUACGUAUAUCCGAACGGGAAACCCAGUCCUACCACUUUGUUGUACCAUUUAACAAAUAAUCUCCUUCAGGUCCACUUACAAGUAACAAAGGAACAAUAUCAGCUUUAUUGUGAGAUGGGUUCGACCUUCGAAUUAUGUAAGAUUUGUGAUGAAAAUAAUAAAGAUACGCGACUCGAACCUUGCGGCCAUUUGAUUUGCAAGAACUGUUUACUUAAUUGUCAAUCCACAGGUAAUGGUCUAACAUGUCCGUUUUGCCGCCUGGUAAUUAAAGGGACUGAAGAUAUUAUCGUUGAUCCUUACAAACCACCAAGCGACUCUGGUAAACUAAGUUUCCACCCCAGUGAGCCUAUCGUGAUUUGUCAUCAAACAGCGUCCCUUCAUGAGAUAGCUGACAAGCCUUCGGAAUUGGCUUCGUCUUCUGUCAGCGCCUUGUGUAACAGAAAAAGUCUCACACCAGAUUUUCUACCUGUGGGACCACCACCUAUACCGCCAAGAAACUUUUAUCUGACAUCUACCAUAGAUAAUACCGUAAAUUACAACAACGAACUUCAAGCUAGUUGUCAUACUCCUACUUCAACAAACUGCGGAUUCGAAAUUUCAACAUGUCCUGAUUUCGAUGAAAACAUUCAAUUCGCAAAUCCCGACUCAUCUGUUAAAAAUGAUACGCUUAGUGACUGUAAUGAAGAUAGAUGCUUAUGCUCUCAAGGGAACAAUUCUCUGUUGCUAACACAUUUUAUGUCCCAGACAGAUACGGGGAGUUGUGGUCGUACAAUGGAUUUAAAUUACGCUCAGUUAGAUUUAAACAAGUCAGAUUCUGAUGAUGAAUUGGAGGUUAGUUUAGCCUAUAAUGAAAAAGACGGAAUACGAGACCAGCAAGAUGAUAUCAGGGCAUCUGCACAACAGAACAUAAGUACAAACCUAGAUCUCAUUUGUGAAUCGUUGUCGAAUGCUAAGAACCAUAUGAACUGUUUUUCAGAUAAUUUGUCUAACAAGAAUACGAUCCCCUCCAGUAUGUUACACUGUGAUCUCACCGAAUGCCAAACAAGAUCUGUGAAUGAAAAUGUGAGAGAAUUAAUUGGUUUACACCCUGAAAUGACUGAAGCAACAGCCACGCUUUUACUCACUUUAACGGAGAACCGUCUACAUAUUUCACAUGAAAUAUGGAAGCACUUUAUGCCUCGUGUUUAGAGAGACAUGUAAGCACUUAUUUUCAAUAAUAUGACUAAUGUUAUUUUGCUCAGAAAUAAUGUAUUAGGCUUAAUGUUAAAAUUAUUUUAUACUUUAUUAUUUUCGAUUUUACUUAUAUUGGUUAAUGAUUAUUGUCCUGCAGAGUUCGACUAGAUUUUAGGUAGGAUCACCCAAUUUUUGUGCUUUCAAGUUGGUACUGACAACAAUGCCUACCUAAUCUUUUUGUAUAUCGUAUAAAAUUUUCUACUAAAAUUUCAUUUUAACAACGAAUAAAUGUAUGAUAUUUUACUGAUAGUUUGAAAUACACUCGAUUUGACUUUCAAAA